UAAGAGUGAGUUUAGUUUGUAUUUAGCUUGAUUUUCAUGAAAUGCUGUUAGGUUACCCCUCGUUGGUGAGGAUUACACCUGUCAUAGAAUUCUGUUAGCUUUGUGUCCUUUUGUAUUAUUGUAAAUUUAGAUCUGGCUAUAUCUAGAUUUUAUAUAAUCACCUAGCCUAAUAAAACUUCAGUUGGAUGCCUUUUUUAUUCUCAGCUUUGACAAGCAACUGUUGGGUAUUAUAUUUUGAUAGGAAUUAACAUCAAAGAAAGCUACGUGACAUUUUGUAAAGGAUUCCAAUUGUUGCGACAUUAAGUUUUUAUUUAGAAUUUGUUAAGAAGAGGCAUAUAGAUUAAUAUUUGUUAAUGUGACCUGCAAAUCUAGAUUAUUGCAAAACCUAAACUGCAUAUAUACCUUCCAGGGGUAGAGUACCUUUUGUUUUAUAUGAUAGUGAUCAUUUCUUCCAGGAAUAUAACCUAAACUGCACACACUCAUAUUUAGCAAUCCAGGAAUACACUCAUUUUUGCUACUUGCGCAAAGGAGGUAGUUACAAAUGCAAAGGUCAAUGUAGUGUUGUCUGACAAGGCAGUACUGAAACAUGUAGGCAGAGAGCUUGCAAGAUUAGAAAAUGAACUGAAAGAGCCGGAGUCAGCCUCCUGCACAAGUCAUGUUGAAGCUUUGAGAGAGAAGGAUGCACAAAUUAAAAAGUCAAUUCAGCGGUGACAGCAUGAGAACUUUCUUCAAUUCAAUCACAUUGCGCGACUGCAGGACAUCCACGGAACUGCAGAAAUUAAAAGGUGGUUUUGACUGUAAUUUGGGUGACUUUCCUGCAGAUGUUCUAUCAAAUUCUUGUAGAACCCAGCGUGAGUACAUGGGUGACAAUCAGGGCCAAUUUUGUGAAGAAACCCGAAGAAAGAUGUGGAGUUCGUUUGGCAUCCGUCUAGUGCAGCAGGGCGACGGCGGCGAGAGGACGGCGAUUGGGCAGCAGUGUGACGACGGCGAGAGGACUGUGUCGUGGACGGCGAUAGUGCGGCAGGGCGACGGCAGCGAGAGGACGGCGAUAGUGCUGCCGGGCGAGCACGGCAAGAGGAAGGCGUGCUGGACGUUGAGAACUGCUGCUAGGCGACAAUGGCGACGAGAAGUCGUGCUGGCGAGGGCGAGAGGACGGCGAGAAGUCGUGCUGGCGAGUGCGAGAGGACGGCGAGAAGUCGUGCUGGCGAGUGCGAGAGGACGGCGAGAAGUCGUGCUGGCGAGGGCGAGAGGACGGCGAGAAGUCCUGCUGCGGGGCGUCUCGAACGGUUUUGAUCAACACGAUCUUAUUAUUUCGUGGACCUGGAGACGGUUGUGGUCCGUUCGUCCGCUCCGUUCAAAGAUGUGUGGGAUUUGAGACGUUGGAUAUAUUGUCAAAGGCUCAGAUUAGUUGGAUGGGACGCUCUGGCUCUUUUAAAGUAGGGGA
This is a messenger RNA of Lolium perenne, 1444 nucleotides long. The record is from RefSeq and is a predicted model, not a curated record. NCBI's taxonomy places the organism in Eukaryota, Viridiplantae, Streptophyta, Magnoliopsida, Poales, Poaceae.